AUGGACUUCAUAGCCACGUCGUUGCGAGACCAAUAUCCGAGUAAAACCUUCCAUAUCCUCGCCGCCCAACGCAAUGCCGGCACCCACACCUACGAUGGGAUCGAACUCGGAGGCGAACGACUGGCGCUCGAGAUCGAAGAAACGCUCGACUCGCUGGAGGCCCGCGGGUCUCGCGUCGAGAGGCUCAGUUUCGUCGGAUAUUCCUUGGGGGGCCUGGUGGCCAGAUAUGCUCUGGGGCUCUUAUACGCGCGAGGAUGGUUCGACCGGAUCGAGCCCGUGAAUUUCACCACCUUCGUGUCGCCGCACGUCGGGGUGCGAAUUCCCCUGACGGGCCUCCGCAGUCUCCUGUGGAACUAUCUGGGUCCGCGCACGAUCUCCGUCUCGGGGAGACAGCUGUUCUUGGUGGACUCGUUCCGGGACUCUGGGAAGCCGCUGCUCGGCCUCCUGGCUGAUCCGGACAGUGUCUUCAUGCGAGCGCUGGCCAAGUUCAAACGCCGCUGCGUCUACGCGAACGUGGUGAACGAUCGCUCGACCGUCUUCUAUACCACCGCCAUCUCACUGUCCGAUCCAUUUCAACAGGACCUAGAACGCGCCCACAUCAAGUAUGUCCCCGGCUAUGAACCCGUCGUCAUCGACCCCGACGUGUAUUUUGCGCGGCCCGGGGUCAAAGACGAUCGUCUGCCAUUGUCAUCGUGGAUACAGCAACAAACGAAGAAAUUCUUCACCGAUCUAUCGUUGUGGCUCUUCUUCACCCUCCUGAUCUCCAUGGCUCUCCCCAUCUUCCUCGUAAACUCAGUCAUCCAGACAUCCCGCAGCCGGCAACGGAUCCAGCUACACGAGGAAGGCAAAAGCGGCGCCUCCUUCGCACAUUACCGCAUACCCCUUCUGAUCAAGGAAGCCCAAAACGCGGUAGAGGAGGCCUUUGAACGUGCCGCCUCCCGACAAGAUGCCGAGUACCUGUCCGCCACGGACCCGCACGCUGGAGCGGGAAACCAGCUCAGAAAGCGGACGACCUCGACAACAAGCUUCUCAGCAACCCAGGACAAACCGAGCGUGGCCAUCCACGAAGAGGAGACCCGUGCUUCGGAAACGCAAACACCAGACCCCGACGACAGUCAAGCAUAUCCCACGCUCGCUCUCACGCCCCUUCAGAUGUCCAUCAUCAAAUCCCUCAAUUCCGUAGGUUUCCGCAAGUAUCCGGUCUACAUCCACAAUCAUCGACACAGCCAUGCCGCGAUCAUCAGACGCGUGCCGAAGAAAGGAUUCGACGAGGCUCCCGUCGUGAUCAAACAUUGGCUCGAUACUGAGUUCGAGAUCUGA
Molecule: messenger RNA, 1320 nt
Organism: Aspergillus melleus
Lineage: Eukaryota; Fungi; Ascomycota; Eurotiomycetes; Eurotiales; Aspergillaceae
Product: lipase ROG1 family protein
Exons: 1
Coding region: 1-1320 (439 amino acids)
Molecular function (GO): monoacylglycerol lipase activity
Source: RefSeq, a predicted model, not a curated record